Tarenaya hassleriana is the source of this 4217-nucleotide messenger RNA. RefSeq names its product bifunctional fucokinase/fucose pyrophosphorylase. NCBI's taxonomy places the organism in Eukaryota, Viridiplantae, Streptophyta, Magnoliopsida, Brassicales, Cleomaceae. Gene Ontology annotation, molecular function: fucokinase activity; ATP binding. The record is from RefSeq and is a predicted model, not a curated record. Bases 112 to 3360 code for a protein of 1082 amino acids. Gene Ontology annotation, biological process: GDP-L-fucose salvage. The transcript is spliced from 8 exons.
GUCUUCAAUUCCGCGAUCUGACUGUUAACGAUAACAGUGUCUGCCUUCGUCUUCUUCCCCUCUCCUCCAUAUACUCAUCUGCUCCAAGAUUCUGACUUUCUUCCGGAAACAAUGUCUCCUUUCUCGGGAAAGGAACAGAGGAAGAAGGCGGACCUAGCCGCGGUGCUGCGCAAGUCGUGGUAUCAUUUAAGGUUGUCGGUGCGACAUCCAGAAAGGGUUCCGACAUGGGACGCCAUCGUUCUUACGGCAGCUAGUCCCGAACAGGCUGAGCUUUACGAGUGGCAGCUCCGCCGGGCGAAGCGGAUGGGUCGGAUCGCCAGCUUCACCGUCACUCUCGCCGUCCCUGAUCCAGACGGGAAACGGAUCGGCUCCGGCGCCGCCACUCUCAACGCCAUUCACGCUCUUGCUCGGCAUUACGAGAAUCUAGGAUUCGAUUCUGGCCCCGAGGUUGAAAUCUCAAACGGUAGAAGUAAUGGGUCCUCUGUUCCGGAUGAGAAAAUGUCUCGAGAGGACUCUUGGGUUCGGUUCCUGUCCCAAAAGCAUAUACUGAUGCUUCAUGCCGGAGGUGACUCCAAAAGGGUGCCUUGGGCUAAUCCAAUGGGCAAAGUCUUCCUGCCACUUCCGUAUCUGGCAGCUGAUGAUCCUGAUGGACCUGUUCCUCUCCUUUUUGAUCAUAUCCUCGCAAUUGCUUCAUGUGCAAGACAGGCUUUCAGAGAUGAAGGUGGGUUAUUCAUUAUGACUGGAGACGUUCUUCCAUGUUUCGAUGCAUUCAAAAUGAUUCUCCCAGAAGAUGCAGCAGCAAUUGUUACUGUACCUAUCACCCUUGAUAUUGCUUCCAAUCAUGGUGUCAUUGUGGCAUCUAAAUCUGAGUCCCUUCCGGAAACCUCUACAGUUAGUCUGGUAAACGAUCUGCUGCAGAAACCGACGGUAGAGGAUCUUUCUAAGAAAGACGCAAUUCUACAUGAUGGUAGGACGCUGCUUGACACCGGGAUAAUUGCUGCCAGGGGCAAAGCAUGGUUGGACCUGGUCACUCUUGGGUGCUCAUGCGAACCACUGAUCUCAGAGCUUUUGCUCGAUAAAAAGGAGAUGAGUUUGUAUGAAGAUUUGGUAGCUGCUUGGGUUCCAACAAGGCAUGAUUGGUUGCAGACUCGGCCUGUGGGUGAACGUCUUGUAAGCAGACUGGGAAAGCAGAAGAUGUACAGCUAUUGUGCCUAUGAUUUGCGUUUUUUGCAUUUUGGAACAUCGAGUGAAGUUCUGGAUCACUUAAGUGGAGCUGCCUCAGGAAUUGUUGGUCGAAGACACUUAUGUUCCAUCCCUGCAACCACUGUUUCCGAUAUUGCAGCCUCUUCUGUUAUUUUGUCUAGCAAAAUUGCACCUGGUGUCUCCAUUGGCGAAGAUUCUCUUAUAUAUGAUUCAUCGAUUUCUGGUGCAAUACAAAUCGGUUCUCAAUCCAUAGUUGUUGGCAUUCACAUCCCUUGCGAAGGUCUUGGAACUCCAGAAUGUUUGUUCAGAUUCUUGCUUCCAGAUAGGCAUUGUCUUUGGGAGGUUCCAUUAAUGGGGCAUAAAGAUAGAGUGAUAGUGUACUGUGGUCUCCAUGAUAACCCGAAGAAUACGAUUCAUAAAGAUGGAACCUUUUGCGGUAAACCAUGGGAAAAGGUUCUGUCUGAUCUCGGCAUUGAAGAAAGUGACCUCUGGAACUCAUGUGGUACACAAGACAAAUGCUUGUGGAAUGCAAAAUUGUACCCAACCCUAACCUACAAUGAAAUGCUGAAGUUAGCUAUGUGGUUGAUGGGUUUGGAUGAUUAUAAAAACAAUGAGUUGCUUACGUUGUGGAGAAGCUCGGAACGUGUGAGCUUAGAGGAAUUGCACAGGUCGAUCAACUUUCCAGAGAUGUGUAAUGGUUCUAGCAAUCAUCAAGCUGAUCUCACUGCUGGAAUCGCUCAAGCAUGUAUGAGCUAUGGCAUGCUUGGGCGCAACUUGUCUCAGCUCUGCCAUGAGAUUUUACAGAAAGAUUUGUCAGGAUUGGAAAUAUGCAAGGGUUUUUUAGAUCAGUGUCCCAAAUUUCAGGAGCAAAAUUCCAAAAUUCUUCCCAAGAGCCGGGCAUAUCAGGUACAAGUUGAUCUUCUCCGUGCGUGUGGGGAUGAAGCAAAGGCUUGCGAGUUGGAACAUAAAGUCUGGGCAGCAGUGGCAGAAGAAACUGCUUCUGCAGUGAGAUACGGAUUCAGAGAGCAUUUCUUGGAGUCAAGAGAGAAGCCUCUUUCUGUGAAUCCGACAAUUGUCCAUCUUUCUUCUCGUCUGGAUAAUCUGUUCCAACCAAGAAGGAUGAAGGUCGAACUGCCAGUUCGAUUAGAUUUUGUUGGGGGUUGGAGUGAUACACCUCCAUGGAGUUUAGAGCGUGCCGGUUGCGUCCUGAACAUGGCAAUAACCCUUGAGGGUUCACUUCCCAUUGGUACAACCAUUGAGACAACAAAACAGAGUGGAAUCUCGAUCAAUGAUGAUGCUGGAAACAAAAUAUAUAUCGAAGAUCCAACUAGAAUCUCUGCACCCUUUGAGGGCAGUGAUCCAUUCAGGCUUGUUAAAUCUGCUCUACUGGUAACGGGUAUUAUUAAUGAAAACUUUGUCCAAUCUAGAGGCUUAGAGAUCAAGACAUGGGCCAAUGUUCCGCGUGGUAGUGGCCUAGGAACAUCGAGCAUUUUAGCUGCUGCUGUUGUGAAGGGUCUUCUCCAGAUAUCUGGUGGAGAUGAAAGCAAUGAAAAUGUUGCAAGGCUUGUCUUGGUUUUGGAGCAGCUCAUGGGAACAGGGGGUGGCUGGCAGGAUCAGAUCGGUGGAUUGUACCCUGGAAUCAAAUUCACUUCAAGUUUUCCUGGGAUUCCUCUGCGUCUUCAGGUCGUCCCUUUGCUUGCUUCUACCGAGCUAGUCUCAGAGGUAGAGCAGCGACUGCUAGUUGUUUUCACCCGGCANGUCAGGCUUGCACACCAAGUCCUGCAAAAGGUUGUAAGAAGGUAUCUGCAGCGUGAUAACCUUAUGGUCUCGAGCAUAAAGCGUUUGGCUGAGCUGGCGAGAGCGGGAAGAGAGGCUCUGAUGAACUGUGAGGUGGACGAACUGGGGAACAUAAUGUCAGAAGCCUGGAGAUUGCAUCAGGAGCUCGACCCUUACUGCAGCAACGAGUUUGUGGACAAGCUCUUCGCUUUCUCACAACCCUUCUGCUCUGGUUUCAAGCUCGUAGGAGCUGGCGGUGGAGGAUUCGCCCUUCUACUCGCCAAGAAUGCUGAGAAGGCAAAAGGAUUAAGACAGAAACUGGAAGAACAUCCUCAGUUUGAUGUCAGAGUGUACAACUGGAGUAUCUGUCUCAAGUGCUGAUCCCACUACCUGAUGUGCAAAGAUAGUGAGAUUCUCAAGGCAAUAUGCACAUCUGCGCAUGGCUGCCCCUGUUUUCAGGUAUUGCUUCCAUGGAUGCCAGAAGUUGAAGCUUCCAUGACCCGGUUCCCAUCUAGCGAGAUUCGCCUGAAAGAUCACAAAACGAAAAGCUUUAUAUAAGCGCCUGAAGAUCAACAAGGUCACAUUUUUUCCCCUCAACUAAAAUGGUUGAAAGUUACCAUGGAUUCUUCAGGUCCCUUAGAGUUGAGCACGCAUUUAAACCCUAGCAUUUUUUUGUUUGUUUCUUCUUCACCUUCUUUCUGAGUUAAAGCUUCUUUCUCCUUGAAGAACUCUGCAACACAUCCUGCGAUUCCAGAGACACCAUUGUUAUCAAGAAUCUUUCCUUAAAAGCUCACCUUUUUUUUUUUGAGAAUCCAUACCGUCCAGGGAAUGGGCGAGUUUUUCCAGGUUAUGCUGGAGGAGACGGUGAAGCUGAACUCCUGCCCAAACGGGACAGAAGAAGAUGCUUAUGACAAUGCAGAUCGAUGUUCCAAUGGCGAUGGUGGACACUCUCUGCUGAGCCAACGCAACGAGUUUAUCAACCCGAUAACCCGACACUGAGACCAGGCUGAAUGUCAGGAUGAAGAUCAUGGCGCCAUAGUCAAACCUUGCUUUGAACGAUGGCACGAACCGGGAGAAGGUAGCCAUGGAAGCUGCGCAACAAGAACACACCCAAGCAAAAAACAACGAUCAACAAAAAAAACCCUUUUGGUUACUUCCUCAAGAUCCAUUGAUUUGGGAUUUCCUUGGUCAUACCAAAGAGAAAAACCGAGCAAGCGAUGACCAGUGGCUCCCCCCCU